Messenger RNA from Funneliformis geosporum, 211 nucleotides. NCBI's taxonomy places the organism in Eukaryota, Fungi, Glomeromycota, Glomeromycetes, Glomerales, Glomeraceae. The record is from the annotation of a GenBank genome assembly.
UAUAAAGCCGAGUUGGAGGAGGAUAACUAUCAUCUUCGAGAUGCAUUACAGACAGAGGUAGAAAACAAUCGCCUGAAUGAGAAACAGUUCAACCAACUGGAGCGUGAAUAUAGCCGGUGUGAGCAGGAAAUCCAAGAUCUCAAUAAAGACAUAGAGCGUCUUGAGAAUGCUUCAGAAGAAGAGAUAGCAGAGCUAAGAUCCGAAAUCUCCA